Molecule: messenger RNA, 181 nt
Organism: Cetraspora pellucida
Lineage: Eukaryota; Fungi; Glomeromycota; Glomeromycetes; Diversisporales; Gigasporaceae
Source: the annotation of a GenBank genome assembly
UCAUAAAAAUAAUCAUUCUGUUUAUCUGACUACUCAAAAAAUUCUACAAAAAGAAUGUGCAACCUUAUCAAGAAUGGAUGCAACAACUAUUAGAAGAAGCCAAAACCUUCAAGCUGUCUUGGAAACAAAAUCUAUAUUGAUUACUUUUGAACGGACAAAUCAGAAAAUUAAUAAUGAUUAA